AUGUAUGUUUGGGUUAAAAAUAGAAGUGAUACUGUCUUAAACCCAACAAAUGUCUGUGGAUCAAAGCCUUUUCCUCGCUACGGCUAUAAACCUUCACCACCAAAUGGUUGUGGGUCCCCUCUGUUUGGAGUUCAGUUUGACAUCGGUAUCCCUUCGAUGACAAAGUGCUGCAAUCACCAUGACAGAUGCUACGAUACUUGUGGCAAUAAAAAAAAUGACUGCGAUGAGCAGUUCCAGUCCUGCCUCUCCAAAAUUUGCAGGGAUGUGCAGAAAACACUUGGAAUCUCCGAGAGUGUCCAGGCGUGUGAAUCAACUGUUCAGCUGUUGUUCGAUGCGGUUAUACAUUUAGGAUGUAAACCAUACCUGGACAGCCAGAGAGCUGCGUGUAUGUGUCGUUACGAGGAUAAGACAGAUCUCUGA
Messenger RNA from Opisthocomus hoazin, 420 nucleotides. NCBI's taxonomy places the organism in Eukaryota, Metazoa, Chordata, Aves, Opisthocomiformes, Opisthocomidae. The record is from RefSeq and is a predicted model, not a curated record.